Kickxella alabastrina is the source of this 619-nucleotide messenger RNA. RefSeq lists its product as uncharacterized. The transcript has a single exon. Gene Ontology annotation, biological process: mitochondrial electron transport, NADH to ubiquinone. The coding region runs from base 134 to 421 and encodes 95 amino acids. NCBI's taxonomy places the organism in Eukaryota, Fungi, Kickxellomycota, Kickxellomycetes, Kickxellales, Kickxellaceae. The record is from RefSeq and is a predicted model, not a curated record.
UCGAAGAUAAAGCGCUAAAAAUCAUUUUAUUUUUUUUGCCCAGCUAAUUCAGGACUUUUUUAUUUCCAUUCCAUUCUGUGUACAAUUACUAUACUUUACGCGCAUCAAUACUCGUGGAAUAAACAUAAUAAUAAUGUCGGUACAUCGGAGCUACGUUCGCAGUUUGUACAAGAAGGCUCUUUACACAUCGCUCGACUGGUACCCGAACAGGCUGUACUGGCGCCCGAUUGCCCUGCAAAUCCGCGCUGAAUUCGAGGCUAACCGCGGAGAAUCAAGCCCUGUCCGCAUUCAGCAGCUUGUGCGCGAGACCGAGGACGCCCUGGAGGAGUACCAGCACCCGUUGCCAUACAAAUAUAUGACGGCUCCGGGCGGUACAAAAUACGAGCGCAACAGGUGGUUCGAGGACAACAUGACACUCUAGAGCGACAGCAGCAGGGGCCCGUUUGCGUCUAUGCGCAUCCUUUUUUUAAUCGUAUUGGCAAAUUAUAUAUAGAGAAAGUCUUUGAGAAACAACACUAUGAGGCUGUGUUAGCGCUGCCUUUACUUUGAGCGAGGCAGCAGCAAGGGCGCUAUUUGAAAGAGAAAAUGUCAGGAUCGGAGAUAUUACAUGCACAAUUUA